Humulus lupulus (European hop) is the source of this 1389-nucleotide messenger RNA. RefSeq lists its product as uncharacterized. Bases 308 to 1006 code for a protein of 232 amino acids. NCBI's taxonomy places the organism in Eukaryota, Viridiplantae, Streptophyta, Magnoliopsida, Rosales, Cannabaceae. Gene Ontology annotation, molecular function: translation release factor activity. Gene Ontology annotation, biological process: translational termination. The transcript is spliced from 7 exons. The record is from RefSeq and is a predicted model, not a curated record.
UGAAAAUGAUGAAAAUGAAGGGUUAAAUUGAAACUAUGGUGUGGUGAUUUCAUAUGAUUUUUUUAAUAUAUAUAUAUUUAUUUUUUAAAAUUUUAAAAUAAAAAUAGUAACGAAUUAAAUUAUUUUAAUUAGAUAAGAAAAGUAAAAAUAAUUGGAUCAAAUUCCUAACAUUUGUGAUGAGCAUGUAUGGCAAAACGCUGUCCACUAAAUUUGCAAUAUAAAAUCCCAAAACUUUGAAAAUUACAUCUCAAAUUAAUCGAAGAAGGAGACACCAAUCCCUUCUCUUAGGGUUUUCAGAGCUGAAAAAAUGGCGGUUGUCAGAACCACUACCAAUGUCAUUCUCAAUAGACUUCUCCAACCAUCGAUUUCUCUUUCCUUGCUGGUCUCCGACUCCAGUAAGGCCACCACCACUAUCAAUGCGAUGCCGCGCCGCUCAGCUCUGCAGCGAGGGAUCAACCUGGCCCAAGUCCGGUGCGCGGCUUCGGGUUCCGAAGGUGGCGGGAAGGUUUCGUCUCGAUUGUCGCAUGUGCAGCAGCUCUUGCACGAGGCUGAGGAGCGGGCUCUCGAGGCUGACGACGGUCCUACCCCUAAUAUCACUCUCGACCAUGUAACAGUGAGUUUUGCUAGAAGUGGUGGCCCUGGGGGUCAGAAUGUUAAUAAAGUAAAUACGAAGGUGGACAUGCGCUUCAAUGUUAAAGAUGCACAUUGGCUAAGUCAAAGGAUCAGGGAGAGGAUUCUGCAAAUGGAAAAGAAUCGAAUAAACAAGGAUGGGGAGCUUGUGAUAUCUUCAACAAGGACUAGAACACAGAAGGGUAACAUUGAAGAUGCUUUGGAGAAACUUCAGGCAAUCAUUGAUGCUGCUGCUUAUGUUCCUCCUCCUCCUUCCGAAGAGCAGAAGAAGAAAAUUGCAAAGAUGGCUGCUAUUGGCGAACAAAAACGUCUUAAAAGCAAGAAGGUUCUUUCCGAUAAGAAGGCGUUCAGAAGAAGUCGGAACAGUUGGGAUUAACUUACCAUAUGGUGUUAGUAUUUUGAGAUCAUCAAAUAUGUUCGUUCCUUUUCUUCAUCACUUGGAGUACGAUUCUUCAUAUAUAACUUCUAAUAUUUUGUAUUGGUAUAUAUAUAUAUCCAUUUUUUCUCUUCGCCCAUUUCUAGUAACAGUUAUUAUUUUUUUUAGGGGUCUCAAAGAUGCAUUUUGCAUUAGUAAUCCAUACAAACAAAAAUCUAGAGAUGAAGAUUAUUGUAAAUUCCUUGAUGAACAAGCUGCUUUCUAGAUUGAUUACACAUUGAAAUGACUGAUUAUGAUAUGAACACUGUACAUUGUAGUUCUCUUUCUUGAUGUAAGACUAGUCUAAAAGUGAGUGCGUGCAUUUUGCAAAUCUUUGAAUUGAA